CUUCCUAUUUUUAUCUAAAAGUCAGAGAAUAAAAAAUGGAACAUGAUAUUCCUUCUUCACAAGCAUCUACAACUAUCCCCCGUGUAAAUACGUCAUGUGUAGAAGAGGUUCCAAUAUGUAAUUGUAUCGAAGACUGGAACAAUGAGAAUUUUGAAAAUUAUGACCUAAAGCAGAAUACAAGAAAUAGAUUAGUUUUACGAACUGUAAAAAAUGUGUCAAAAGCAAGGAGAAAAAGACUCAGACAACAAGAACGGUUACAAUUUUGUAAAGAUGAAUUUUUAUUUGUACGAAACAUAGAAAAACUAAGAACAAAAAAUGAUUCCAGAAAUGUAACUGAUAUUGGAUUACCUAUACAUGAGCAUUUAAAUUUAUCUGAGAUAAGAGAAAAAUUUCAAGAAUUGAACAUUUCCCAUUGAAAAGGAAAGAUAUUGAUUAAUUUAUAAAAUAACGAACAAGUUAUAAAAAUAUGAUUAUAAUUCCGACG
Molecule: messenger RNA, 484 nt
Organism: Vespula vulgaris
Lineage: Eukaryota; Metazoa; Arthropoda; Insecta; Hymenoptera; Vespidae
Exons: 4
Coding region: 36-416 (126 amino acids)
Source: RefSeq, a predicted model, not a curated record